Molecule: messenger RNA, 3911 nt
Organism: Paramisgurnus dabryanus
Lineage: Eukaryota; Metazoa; Chordata; Actinopteri; Cypriniformes; Cobitidae
Gene: gabrzb
Product: gamma-aminobutyric acid receptor subunit pi
Biological process (GO): monoatomic ion transmembrane transport
Cellular component (GO): membrane
Molecular function (GO): extracellular ligand-gated monoatomic ion channel activity; transmembrane signaling receptor activity
Source: RefSeq, a predicted model, not a curated record
GUCACUGUCUGUCACCUCAGUUGUGCCCCGCGCUCUUCGCGUGCUGCGAGUCCUUGAAUCGGAGUAAACAUUUUGAUUUAAACUGCUUUGAUUUGGAUAUCAGCAGAAGAUUAAUGUCUAUCUGUAUAUGGACGAUGUUUGUCAGUGUUUUCUGAUAUUUUUUGUGAAAUGAGUUCAUCCGCGCGGCUACCCAGAUAGACCUCACCAGACCGCAGCUCUCAUCCUCUCAACAUGACGAGCUUCAGCUUUUUAUUUACCCUCCUCUUCAUCAGCAGGAUUUUGCUAAACGCUCUGCUCAGCGCUGAGGUGAAAGAUGGAGAGAUUCUUCCUCCGACUAUCCAGAAGCUCAUGAAAGGAUACAACAAAUACCUCAGGCCUUUCUUUGACAAUGGUCCUGUUACGGUGGGCAUGAGUUUGGACAUCGCCAGCAUUGAUACUAUAUCAGAGAUCAACAUGGACUACACAGCGACCAUUUUCCUCCGUCAGCGCUGGACAGAUGAGAGACUGGUGUUUGAGGGAAACAAGAGUUUAAGUCUGGAUGGUCGACUGGUGGAGCUGCUGUGGGUACCCGACACAUUUAUAGUGGAUUCAAAGAAAUCCUUCCUCCAUGACAUCACAGUGGAAAACCGAUUGAUCCGGAUCUUUCCCAACGGAACGGUUCUUUAUGCCCUACGGAUCACAACAACAGUGGCCUGUAACAUGGACCUGACGAAAUACCCCAUGGACAAACAAACAUGCACCUUACAACUGGAGAGCUGGGGUUAUAAUGUCAAUGAUGUGAUGUUUUAUUGGGUUCGUGGGAAUGAAUCUGUAAGUGGAUUGGAUACACUGCGACUGGCCCAGUACACUGUAGAGGAUCAUUACACUUCUGUCUCUGAGGCCGUCUAUGAAACAGGAAAUUACCCCAAGCUGGUCUUUCAUUUUGAGCUGAAGAGAAGCAUCUUGUACUUUAUCCUGGAAACGUAUGUGCCCUCGAGCCUGUUAGUGGUUCUGUCCUGGGUCUCUUUCUGGAUCAGCCAAUCGUCUGUCCCAGCACGCAUCUGCAUUGGAGUAACUACUGUCCUGACUAUGACCACGCUGAUGAUGGGUGCCAGAACGUCUCUGCCCAAUGCAAACUGUUUCAUUAAGGCCAUAGACGUUUACCUGGGCAUCUGCUUUAGUUUCAUCUUCGGAGCACUAAUUGAGUAUGCAGUGACUCACUUCUGCACACUACACCACCCUGACUGUAACAGUGCACUUAUGUACGGUCAACACGUACACGACUGUGAGGAGGAGAUAAACGGGAUCGUCACCACCAUCGCCAACAAUUCCUCAAGGGUCAAAAGACGCAAAGAUGCCGUAGAUCCAGCCGCAGGAGAGUUUGAUAUUACGCCCUCCAGUGAGGCCACGUCCCCAGAGGUGCCAGCAGAGCCCUUAAACUGCUGCGUCCAAAGCAUUUCAAUAAUGAGAAAAAUUCUGACGUUUGUCAACUGCUGUCAUGUGGAGAAUCCGCAUUACAUAGACAAUUACUCGCGGUUAACCUUCCCACUCUCAUUCGUCAUGGUUAACAUGCUUUAUUGGACUUACUACCUUUACUUUUAACCAGCUGCUGUGAUGGGUGGUUUAACUUGGGUUUGUUGUGUUAUCGUGCAAGAAAGAAUGUUUGUGUCUGAAUGAUGAAGAAAAGGGAGGAGAAAAUUGAAAUAGUGACAAGGUGUAUUAAGGAUGGGUCUAAUGCUGGGUACACACCAAAAGAUUUUUUACAUCUUAUAAUAUUUUCAAAAUGUGAUAGACCACAAACAUGAAGAUAAAAAAUCCUAGAUUUAACCGUUUUGCACGUAUAGUGUGUAGUGUGCCAUGAUGUGUCAAAGACAGCACACCACACACCAACAGAUUUUCAACCAGAGUCUUGAAUGUGAACACAUUCACAUUAUUUCAAAUCAUUGGUUCGGAGCGUGUUUCAAAACUGGCCAAGUCACGUGAUUUUAGCAAACGAGGCUUCAUUAUGUCACAACUGUUUCGAAAUGUUUCGAAAAUAUGAUUAUUUACCACUAGGGGGAGUUGUAAAAAAGUGUAAAUUAUUUGGACAGAACUGCUCUUACACUAUUUUGAAUUGCUUCUAUAUAGCAGGUGGUGGUUCGAACGCUUUGAAAAACUAAAUCCAUUUUCGAAGCAAUUGCUUCAAUUGAUUCGAAGCGUUAAAAAAGGUUUGUUUCUCUCAUCACUGUCAGUGGGUCAGUUAGAAUGUGUUAAAGCAUCGAAAAAACAUUUUGGUCCAAAAAUAACAAAAUGUACAAAUUUAUUCAGAAUUGUCUUCCCUCCUGGUUCUGUUGUGAAUUGCAUGCACGAGACUAAAGUCACGUGAAUGCAGUGACGUGGAUGACGUGUUAUCCUCAGACAUGUUUGCAAAGUUUUUUUCAACUUACAGCAUGGGUCUCCCUCAGACUGUAAACGGAGCUCAAGCGCACAAAAAAAACAAACAGCUGGGGCGCACCAGAUAACACGUCAGCCGCGUCGUACGUCAGUUGCAGUUCAACACAUUCUAACUGACCCACUGUUGACACAUGGACUACUUUGAUGAUGUUUUUAUUACCUUUCUGGACAUGGACAGUAAACCGUACAUAGAUUUGCAAUGGAGGGUCAACAAGCUCUCGGACUAAAUCUAAAACAUCUUAAACUGUGUUCCGAAGAUGAACGGAGGUCUUACGAGUUUGGAACGACAUAAGGGUGAGUCAUUGAUGACAUUUUUUUACAUUUUUAGGUGAACUAACCCCUUAAUCAAAGUUAUAUCAAUGCUAUCUCAUGACGAUUCGUUCGUAUUUUACGAGGUGGCUAAUUCGUAUGACAUUUUUGUAUUUUCCCCUGUGACGUUGGGGUUAGGGUUGGGGUUUCGUUAUUGUUUUUAUGAUAAUCAUAUGUUUUGUACAAUUCACUUCAUAUGAAUUAGCCAACUCGUAAAAUACUUACGAAUUCUCGUGAGAUCAGGCUGGUUAUAUUUGUGCCACCAGGAUUAUCAGACUAGUGAUUAUAAUGGUAAGAUAUAGUAUUCAAAGGUGAAUAAUGAAAAUGUUGACCUCAAGAUAUCUCACUAUCAUAUAAAAGGAUCUAAACAUCAGUAUGAACUGUUUGCAUACAGGAUGUUCAUUAAUGUUUAUGUGUUUAGUGCUACACUGUAUAUCCUCUGAAGUGUUACCCUUAUGACUGAUGUUUCCCUUUGUGAAUGACAGCACAUUACAGAAGCCAUUGCUCAGUGAUGAUUAUUUUAGGAUAUCUCUGUACGUCUGGCUGCUUGUCUUUUCUCGAGAUUGCAGGGCUGGUGUAAACUAUAAUGUGACUUAAUGAUUCAUUUGGAUGAGCUGUACACCAGAGGUGUUUGUGAAGCUGUCAGAGAUUGCGUGAUAUACUAUGGACUGUACCUGCUGUACAUUACACAUGCUGUCUGUUCAGUCUACGAGACCUGCUGUACAUUAAAGCUCAUGUCAUAUGAAUCCAAAGCUUAUGCGCUGUGCUGGAGUAAACACUUUGGGUACUUGUAAAACUGAACUAUUGCUCUAGAAGACUACUGAGAGAAAUGAUGGACUGAAGUGAAAUUUUAAACUGUUCAUUCACUCUUUGACAUCUUGUCUAUUGGGGGAGGGGGGCAUUCAGAUGUUUUAAACAUUUGCCUUUAGUAUGCAGUCCUAUAAGUCUGAUGCCUUCUGUUUGAAGUACAAACUACAAAGUGCUUGACUUUCAGUUUUAUGCAUGUCUCUAUAUAACUAAAUGCUAAUAAUGUGUGUAAUUUAACAUGAAUAUUGUAAAGUUUCAUUGUAGAAUACCCUUUAUUUAUUAUUUUAAAGGUUGAGAAUUAAUGCAGUAACACCCCUAGUGGCCAUUUGCUGUAGAAUAAAUUUGAAAAAAAAAAAUGCCUUUAAAGGGACACUCCACUUUUU